Molecule: messenger RNA, 1349 nt
Organism: Polistes canadensis
Lineage: Eukaryota; Metazoa; Arthropoda; Insecta; Hymenoptera; Vespidae
Gene: aurB
Product: aurora kinase B
Exons: 7
Coding region: 210-1133 (307 amino acids)
Biological process (GO): protein phosphorylation; regulation of cytokinesis; mitotic spindle organization
Cellular component (GO): spindle midzone; spindle pole centrosome; spindle microtubule
Molecular function (GO): protein kinase activity; ATP binding
Source: RefSeq, a predicted model, not a curated record
CUUAACACAAUACUUAUACUAAUCGCAAAGAUAUUUGAAAUGUCGGUUAUACGGUGAAUCAAUGAAGAAAUUCGAAUAAACUUUUUCAAUUGUUUGUUUCUUUUCUUCAAGAAAUAUAAUAUAAUUAAGUUAUUCUAAAAUCUAAGUAUUUUUAACAAUUCUUUUCACAGGAAAUUAACAAUAUACAAGCAAAGAAUUAUUAUUUAAACAUGGCCUUGAUUUUUCAAAAUCUUAAAUUACCUUCAAACAUUCCUUCAGAAUACAUCGAAAAUGCACAAAAUACGAUGUAUAAAAUGCAAGAACAUAUCGAUGGCCGUGGUUCAAAAUAUCAAUGGAGCUUGAAUGAUUUUGAAAUAGGGGCUCCUCUUGGACGUGGAAAGUUUGGUCGAGUAUAUCUUGCUAGAGAAAAGAAUACUCGUUACAUGAUUGCAUUAAAAACUCUUUAUAAGGUAGAAUUAAUAAAAGGUCGUGUUGAGAAACAAGUUAUGCGUGAAAUAGAGAUACAAUCGCAUUUACGGCAUCCACACAUUCUCCAAUUAUUAACUUUUUUUCAUGACCACAAACGAAUUUACUUAGUAUUAGAGUUUGCUGCGAGAGGAGAACUUUAUAAAGAAUUAAAACGUCAACCUGGAGAAAGAUUUAACGAGCAUCUUUCGGCCAAGUAUACGUAUCAAGUAGCUGACGCUUUGGAAUAUUGUCAUAAAAAUAAUGUAAUCCAUAGAGAUAUUAAACCAGAAAAUUUAUUGCUCACAUUUAAUGGCGAUGUCAAAUUGGCAGAUUUUGGAUGGUCAGUUCAUGCGCCUUCGUCAAAACGGAAUACAUUAUGCGGGACAUUGGAUUAUUUACCCCCAGAAAUGGUAACUGGACAAACAUAUGAUGUAUAUGUUGAUCAUUGGUGCCUUGGAAUACUCUGCUAUGAAUUUCUAGUAGGGAGACCGCCAUUUCUUAGCGAUUCUCAACAAGAAACAUAUGUGAAAAUAAAAAAUUUAAAUAUCCAAUGGCCGGAACAAAUUAAACCCGGUGCCAAAGAUCUUAUUUCAAAGUUAAUCAAAAGAAAAGGUUCUGAAAGAAUAUCAUUAGCAGCUGUAAAGCAACAUUUCUGGAUACAAGAACAUAAGAAUGAUGCAAAAUGAUCUACAUACACAUGAUUACGUAAAAACGUCAUAUUUAACGUUGCCUCGUGGCUCAAUUGAUAUUCGUUUGUUAUGUUUCAUUUUGCUCAAAUGUAUAACUAUUUUGAUACAUACGACCAAUCUGUAUAUAUAUAUAUAUUAGCAAAUUAAGGAUAAUACAAAAUUAUGCCUAAAAAGUUUUAAUAAUAUAAGAGUAAUUAGAUGCAAAUAUAAAUU